Messenger RNA from Notodromas monacha, 309 nucleotides. The record is from the annotation of a GenBank genome assembly. Lineage: Eukaryota; Metazoa; Arthropoda; Ostracoda; Podocopida; Cyprididae.
GGCGUACCAGGGAAAUGUUGUUGUUUAGAAAUGAUGUUGUUGUUCAGCCACGAGGAAAACAUUACGCAGCAUCAGAAGGUCACACACUGGGCAUUUAUGACAGCUGGCGAACAGACUGGUCUGGGUUCUCACCAUACAGGAACCAGCCGACGUUGGCACUCCCAGGUGGCGCCUCGCCUGGUGGCGCCCAUCACCACCACCACCACCACCACCCGAACGGCGGCGACGCGGCUUCCGGCUACCGGAUGCACCCUUGGAAGCCCCCAGAUUACGACACGGAUUUUUGAAGACACCUUUUUCUUUUUUUGU